Daucus carota subsp. sativus is the source of this 1587-nucleotide messenger RNA. RefSeq lists its product as uncharacterized. The transcript has 4 exons. NCBI's taxonomy places the organism in Eukaryota, Viridiplantae, Streptophyta, Magnoliopsida, Apiales, Apiaceae. The record is from RefSeq and is a predicted model, not a curated record. Bases 1 to 1587 code for a protein of 528 amino acids.
AUGUAUGCACUGACUCAGCCAGAACUAAUAUCUCCUUCUCAAGUUCUCACUUUCUGGAGGACAGCAAAUUACGAUGAUGGAGGGGAAAAAGGUACUCCAUCUCUGACCUGCGAUUAUGAGGGUCAAGAGUAUGUUGUUUCACCAGCGACUAUCAGGAAGGCUCUUCAUCUUCCUGAAGAGAAGAAAUAUGAUGCUUCAGAUAAACUGAAGAUAGCUUUACCAGACAAAUAUGAAGCCUUAUUCUCUGAUGAGAAUAUCCCACAGCCUCCAUCUCCUGCUCAUGACCCAAUAGCAACUUCUGAUCCCAAACCACCCUCUGUUUCCUCUCAACAAGAGCCAGUUGAAAAAUCUUCAUCAAAGAGGAUACUCAGAUCCACCAAAUCUCCAACUAAACCUUCUCCUCCUCCCAGAAAAAGAAGAUUCCUUCAGAAAAUUUCAGACUCUGAAUCAGAAGAAGACAUUCCUCCUCCUCACCCAGCAAAGAGGCUGAGAAAGAAAAUACAGCCAACCUCUAUUACUGAUCUGACUGUGGAACCACCACAGUCAGAGGAUCCUGAACAACCCUUGAUUACAUUCUCUGAUCACUCUGUAGAGCCACUUUUGAUUGAACCCAUUUCUGCAAUGCCACUUGAUAUUGCUGCAGCUGACCAACAAAUGUCAGAGUCAACCUCUGAUCACAAUGAUCAGACUGAAAAGACAACGUCUGUUGAAGAGAAAAUUGCAGCUGAUACUGAAAUAUCAGAAAAACCAUCUGAUGCACCUGGUCAAUCAGAGGAUGCACAAAUAGAAAUGGUCCUUCAGCUAAUUCAAGAUUCUUUAGUUCAACCUGAUGAUAUUGUUGCAGCUCCUGCUCAGCAAAUUCAAAUGGCAGAAAACUCUGAGGCAGCUACUGAAGCUCUAGAGUCACAUACUCUGAGUGUUUUUCUUGCAGACAUUGAUGAUGAUGAAGGCACAGAAGUCACAUCAACCCCUAUAAUCUCUGAGCCAGUCAGAGAAACUACACCUGAAAGGGUUGAUUCCCCAGUUAUAAUACUGUCACCAGUUAGGGAAUUCACUCCCUUUAUAGCUCCUGAAGUUCCAAGCUCUCCAAUUCCGUUUUCUGAGCCUGCUAGAAGAACAAUUUGUCACUUGUCCUAUCAUCACAAGAUGUGCAGAACCACAUCACCUUCUGUGGAAGAUAGACUUAUCUCUAUUGAAGCUACUCAGGCUUCAAUGAAUCAUACUCUGGCAGAUUUGAGUGCUUCUGUGGCACAGCUGGUCCAGAGUAAAGAAACAAAGAAGAACAUUAGAGAAGUAGCAAGCUCUGAGAGACCAAGCUCUGAGAGACCAAGCUCUGAGAGACCAAGCUCUGAGAGACCACCCAGAGAAUCUCAAAAACACAAAUCUAUGGGAUUGACUGUUGUAACUCAAGCUCAAAGCAUAAGCAAAGCAGUCAGAGAUUCAAAUGCUAUAUCUAAAGAGAUAGAUCUUGUGAACUCUGAAGUGGAGAAGAAGAAAGAAAAAUUGGUUGUUGAAGCUGAUAAGCUGAUUGAAGCUGGAGACCCUGAGUCUCAGAAAUUUUGUCAAACUCUGAAGUUCAGAGAUUAA